CGCCUUCCUCCUCCCGCCGCCGCCGCCGCCGCCGCCGCCGCUGCCGCCGCCGGGACGUGCGGCCUCGGGCGGCGGGGGCUGAGUCCGCGCGCGCCGCGCCCUCUGACUCCAGGUGGGGCAGAGGACUCGCCCCCCGAGCGUCCCGCGGAGCCGCCACUCCCACCCCCGGCCCCGGCCGUCUUGGGGUCUGGCGGCCCCGGGGGGCUCCUGCCUUGUAGGGCCAGCCCGAGUCCGCGGCAGCCGCGGACCCUCCCCUCGCCGGCCGCGGGCACCUGCCGCUGCAUCUGCCCCACGUCGCGUCCUUGUUCUGCCGCACGAAGGCAGAGCGCGCCCGGGUCCCGGUUUGCCCCGUUUGCCAACUCCAGAACCGUCCGACGCCCGGCGGCUCCUCAGUGGCGCCCUCGCCGGGAGACCCCUCAAGCCCCACACCGGCCGGGCCUGCCUAGGGGCCCGCGGGCCUGGCCUCCUCGCCCCUCCCGCUGCGUCCCCGGCCCCCCUCACCUCGCCAGCCGCCUCCGGGACCCUCCCCUCAGCCCCAGUCUGACCAGGGCCCCGUGGGAACCCGCUCCCCCGGGAUGUGAGCCCCGUGAACCUGGAAUGCUGUGGCUGGCCCUUGGCCCUGUCCAUGCCAUGGAGAGCCAGGUGCUGGUGAUUCGCAUCAAGAUCCCCAACAGUGGCGCGGUGGACUGGACAGUGCACUCGGGGCCGCAGCUGCUCUUCAGGGACGUGCUGGAUGUGAUAGGCCAGGUUCUGCCGGAAGCAACAACUACAGCGUUUGAAUAUGAAGACGAAGAUGGUGAUCGAAUUACCGUGAGGAGUGACGAAGAGAUGAAGGCCAUGCUGUCAUAUUAUUAUUCCACAGUAAUGGAACAGCAAGUAAAUGGACAGUUAAUAGAGCCUCUGCAGAUAUUUCCAAGAGCCUGCAAGCCUCCUGGGGAACGGAACAUACAUGGCCUGAAGGUGAACACCAGGGCUGGGCCCUCCCAACACAGCAGCCCAGCCGUCUCCGACUCACUUCCAAGCAAUAGCUUAAAGAAGUCUUCUGCCGAACUGAAAAAAAUACUAGCCAAUGGCCAGAUGAAUGAACAAGACAUACGGUAUCGAGACACCCUCGGCCAUGGCAACGGAGGCACAGUCUACAAAGCACAUCAUGUCCCGAGUGGGAAAAUAUUAGCUGUAAAGGUCAUACUACUAGAUAUUACACUGGAACUUCAGAAGCAAAUUAUGUCUGAAUUGGAAAUUCUUUAUAAGUGCGAUUCAUCAUAUAUCAUAGGAUUUUAUGGGGCAUUUUUUGUAGAAAACAGGAUUUCAAUAUGUACAGAAUUCAUGGAUGGGGGAUCUUUGGAUGUAUAUAGGAAAAUUCCAGAACAUGUCCUUGGAAGAAUUGCAGUCGCAGUUGUUAAAGGCCUUACCUAUUUGUGGAGUUUAAAGAUUUUGCAUCGAGAUGUGAAGCCCUCGAACAUGCUAGUAAACACGAGAGGACAGGUCAAGCUGUGUGACUUCGGAGUCAGCACCCAGCUGGUGAAUUCUAUAGCCAAGACGUAUGUUGGAACAAAUGCUUAUAUGGCGCCUGAAAGAAUUUCAGGGGAGCAGUAUGGGAUCCACUCUGACGUCUGGAGCUUGGGGAUCUCCUUCAUGGAGCUUGCUCUUGGGAGGUUUCCAUAUCCUCAGACUCUACAGCAGCGCCCGGCACUAGGCUGAGAGGAAAUGCGCUGGGGCUGCUCCUCGGGGUGCGUCAGCUCUGGCACCGGGACGUCGGGGAAGCAGAGAUGCCACAGGAAAGUGAAGCUAAUGCAGACACAGAUGUACUUAAAGGACUGGUGCAUGUGUAAAAAUAUCGUUCUUCUUUUGGCUACAAUUCCUGAUCUUGGUUAAUAAAUUACAUCAAAAUGACCUGAAGUUAAAAUAAAGGGGGGAGGAGGAAAUCUGAGCAAAUAGUGCCCCCGGUAUUGUAAAGCUUUGAAUGUUUUCACACCCCAUUAAUUUAUUACUUCUCUUUCUUCAUCUUUAAAUUUCAUUUUUUUUUUCAAAAAUUCCGGCUCCCCGCUGCUGCAGUGAUUUUCAUCUUGUUGUUAAUUUUCCCUGCUCCAUAUGGAGCUCCAGACAUUUCACCUGGAGGCUGUACUAGAUUUUGCUGUAGUGAUCGUGCUUCCGGAGGCCAAAACUGUCAUUUAGGGUUCCUGGUGCAUCUGUCUGCGCCAGGCUUUUCACUGGCAUGGGAGAGUGUGAAUAACAAAUUGGAUGCACCUGAGAUUCGGAUGAUUAGUGUGUUUUGUGAAUCUCCAUGACUUGUAAGCAGAUAGCUCUGGGGGCGGGGUGGGGGGGGCUCCACAGCGACCGCGGGUGAAUCUGUACUCACACCUUACAUUUGGGGCUUUGCAAGGGAACUGCAAACAUCCCAGGCAGCCCGAGUGCAGAGAGAGUAACAAAUAUUUCAUCCUGCCUUGUCAUUGAUUAGAAAAGAGCCUUUAAUUUCAUUUCACCCCAUGUUGUGAUUAAUUUGCAUUCUUUGUCAGAAGUUAAUGGAGUUUUUUAUGGUUCACUCUGAAAUCCUCGAAGACAUCAGACUUGAUCUGAUGUUUAUACAACCGCCAGCGGAAUUUUUUCGUUUGAUUGAUGGCAAGCUUGAUGUUAUUCCAAACGGCUUUUUAAGCUGUUUUUAAGAAUUAUUUGAAUAAAAUGCAAGCCAGAUAUUGUUGUAAUGAUCAAGAUUAUCUGUUAAAAAUCUGUUUCAAAUAAAGAAGAUGAUAAGUAGUAAAAAGGAUCAAAAAGAUAAGAGAAAUAGUGAGUAGUGUCGUUAUUUGUUAAAAAAAAUACAUAAGAAUGCCAUUCAAAUAAAUUAUGGCAAUAUAUAGAGAAGAUCACUUCUAUUGAAAAAGAAAAUGAACCAUCAUCUGGCCAAAUAGGAUAAUUAAGAUUAAAGUAAAAGGAAAGUCUGAAUCUUGGGCAUUAGAAACCUUUGCUCCCAAUUGGCUAAUUCUCCUUUAUUCUGCCAGCUUUGACUGCCAAUGUACGAAAUAGAGAUCUACUGUUCUUAACUCAAGGAGACAGGGUGGCCAGGGCUGUUAGCUAAACAAAAUGAUGACAUAUUACUUGUCUAAAAGAGGCAUUUGUAAAAGCCCAGCACAAGUUCAACAUAAGCAGAUAGCAAAGGGUUUUUAAUGUAUUGUGGUUGCUUUUCAUGUUGUUAAAAAAAAUUUUUAUUUAUUUGUUUGAGAAGUAGAGAAAUAGAUAGACAGUGAGAUCCCAUUUACUGCUUCAAUUUCCAAAUGCUCACAGUAGCCAGGGCUGGGCCCGGCCAAAGCUGGGAGUUCAAUCCAGGUCUCCUACCUGGGUGAAAGGGACCCAGCUACCUGAACCCUCACCUGCUGCCCCUCCCCAGGGUGCACUUUAGCAGGAAGCUGGAGCCAGGAGUCAGCAGGGACUCAAACCCACGAGCUCCAGUGUGAGACUCGGGCAUCCUAACCAGGGUCUUCACUGGUAGGUUGAACAUGCACCCCAAGACGUGCAUUCUUAGUGGUGUAAUAUGUGGCCUCUUUUUUUUUAAGAUUUAUUUAUUUAUUUGAAAGGCAGAGUGACAGAGAGGGAGGGAGAGACAGAGAGAGGGAGAUCUUCCAUCAGCUGGUUCACUCCUUAAAUGGCUACAACGGCCAGUGGUGGGCCAGUCUGAAGCCAGGUGCCUCUUCGAGGUCUUCCACAUGGGUGCAGGGGCCCAAACACUUGUGCCAUCCUCUGAUGCUUUCCCAGGCACAUUAGCAGGGAGUUGGAUUAGAAGUGGAGCAGCUGGGACUCAAAAUGGUGCCCGUAUGGGAUGCUGGCAUCACAGGCAGUGGCUUUACCCACUACACCACAGUGCCAGCCCCAUAUGUGGCCUCUUAACAGCAUAUUUUUGGCCUUUUCUUGAUGUAGAACAGAAAUGAAAAUAUCCUGUUGUCAAAACCAAGAUACGCCGGCGCCGCAGCUCACUAGGCUAAUCCUCCACCUUGCGGCGCCAGCACACCGGGUUCUAGUCCCGGUCGGGGCGCCAGAUUCUGUCCCGGUUGCCCCUCUUCCAGGCCAGCUCUCUGCUGUGGCCUGGGAGUGCAGUGGAGGAUGGCCCAAGUCCUUGGGCCCUGCACCCCAUCGGAGACCAGGAUAAGUACCUGGCUCCUACCAUCGGAUCAGCGCGGUGCGCCGGCCACAGCACGCCGGCCGAGGCGGCCAUUGGAGGGUGAACCAAUGGCAAAGGAAGACCUUUCUCUCUGUCUCUCUCUCUCACUGUCCACUCUGCCUGUCAAAAAACAAACAAACAAACAAACAAAAAACCACCAAGAUACAUCAACUGAUUGAGAGUAAAAGAACA
Molecule: messenger RNA, 4342 nt
Organism: Oryctolagus cuniculus (rabbit)
Lineage: Eukaryota; Metazoa; Chordata; Mammalia; Lagomorpha; Leporidae
Source: RefSeq, a predicted model, not a curated record